Messenger RNA from Schistosoma curassoni, 3436 nucleotides. NCBI's taxonomy places the organism in Eukaryota, Metazoa, Platyhelminthes, Trematoda, Strigeidida, Schistosomatidae. The record is from the annotation of a GenBank genome assembly.
CACAAAUUUUCAACUACGACAUGUUAUACUGUGUAUUAGCAAUUUUGAUUCUUCUUAAACAACCUUUGUCGUACUCUAUUGAUCUUAUUUCGCAACAAAACUGUUCGACUGGCUCUACGGAUUCAAAUGCGGAAUAUUUUAACUCCGCAAAUCUUCUGUGUAAAAAGUGUUCACAGAAUUUGACUUUUCAAAAACAAUCAGCAGAUGGUAUGGAUCUUUGCAAACUUAUUUCCAGGGUUUUCAUGCAUUUGUCAACCUGGAUACAAAACGAUAAAAAACUUUGGUGGUAAUAAUGUUGAAUGUUCUCAAUGUAAAAAUGGAGAAGUAAGUGGCCCUGGUUACUGAUUAUUCUGAAGACGGUCAGUGAGGACGGCCUGUUCUGUAUACCAUGUAGGACUGGUUCAUAUAUGGCAGCCACAAAAAGUUGCAGUUCUUGUCCUUCAGACUCUGUUUCAGGUAACUACACAUGAUGUCAUUAGGAUCAUGUUUACAGUUUAUCUUGACCAGUCAGGUUCCCAACUCCUUAGUCAGACAUGCCUAACUUGUUCAAACAACACGAUGCCAGACAACAAUACGUGAGUUUAUAAGGUAGUCAUCAAAUGGAAUUUUAGCUGUGCGACAUGUCAGACAACAAUUAAAAUGUUGCGUGCUUCUUCAUUGCCUGAAUCAUGCAUAUGUCCGAAUUCCCGAGUUGAUGGAGUUUGCUUUCCCGGAAUAACACCAACGUCAAUUGGCACUUCCAAUUCAGCCUCUAGUUCAAGCCCCGUUGUACCUACAGGAUCUGAUACCUUUACACUAGUAUUACCUGCUGGUGAGACAAGUUCACAAACAGGGAUAUCAUCUAAAUAUUUUGAGACACAAGCACGUUCAGCAACAGCAUUUUGUUCAACUGCUUAUAAUAAUAUAACAGCAUGUCAGUUACUAGCUAAUUUAUGUACCUUACAAUUAAAUACAUUAUACGAUAGUGGAACUGGAUCAGCUAGUACAUGUUCAGAAUUUCGAAGACUUACUAGUCAAAGAACUCCAAUUAAUAGUGAUUAUACUAGUUGGGUGAAUGAUAUGCCUUGGCUUUAUUAUAGUCCAACGAAAGGAUCAACAGUUCUUAAAGAUACAAAAAUAAAAACGAUUUAUAGUCCUAAUUCCAAUCUAAAAAUCUAUUUAGCUGCAUUUAAAAUAAAUGGUGAAUUUUUAGGUUUUCAAGAUGCAUCACAAGGUGGACAAUUACAAUUAUGUAAAGAUACAUCAGCACGUAUGAAAGCUGCAUUUCAAUUUGCUACAACAUAUAGACAAACUUGUGAAUUAAACGUGGACGAUUUAUUUGAUAAUGAGAAAUAUCCAUUAGUUUUCUAUGACCCAUAUAUUUAUUAUUAUGAUACUACAACACAAACUAGUCAACUUAUUCCAAUCCCAAUACGUAAUACAGCUGUUAUUGAUAAAAGUGGAAAUUUCCCAAAUGUAAUAACUAGUUCAGAUCAAAAUAGUUUGAAUGAAGCAUUAGCAUUAGGUAAUACAGCAUCUGCUGUAUCCAUUAAAGCUGCUAUACAAGAUAAAUGGGAAUUAACUCGACGUUUAUUUAUGGUUGAUAAUUUUUCAGGUAAAACGUCUACAAUAUCAAAAGUGCCUCAAUUAGUUCGUUAUGCAUCAAAUAUUGAAAUCAAAGUGACAUCACAAGAUUCUGUUACUGAUGGACAAAUAUAUCCACCAAUUAUUAAAAUUGACUAUUCAAAUUUGUAUGCUACAAAUGACUAUGGCAAAGGGAAACAAGUCCAAAUUACAUUUUCAGUUACUUAUAGUAGUUCAAUUGCAAAACAAGCUGCAUUCGAUCAAGCUUUACGUAUUGCUAUGGGUUGUAUGUCAACAUUGGCUGCAUGUUAUGCAAUGAUACGUACAUGGAUAUGGUCACGUCGUGCUGGUGUACUACGUUUAGAUGCUAUGUUAGUGAUUAAAUUGAUUUUAUUUGCAGCAGGAAAUAUAUCUAAUGCAUUUUUAAUUGUCAUCUAUUUUGUUUCAAUUUACUUUUUAAUAUUUUAUAAGGUACAAAGUGUCUACUUAAUCAAUCUACCAAAUUCUGAUGAAUUUAUAGUAAUUUAUAUUGCAAUUGCAUUUGCAUUGAAAUGUAUUGACUUGAUACACUUAAUAGCUGUUCAAUGUACAAUCGAUAUGUUUUUAAUUGAUUGGGAACCGCCUAAAUUCAAUCGUAAUGUAAAUAAUGUUAAUCCAUCAUCCAACACAGAUAUACAAUUAAGUUCAAGAAGUCAAUCAUUAGGAAAAUAUAAUAUGAUUAACGAUGUUACAGAUAAUUUAGAGGCACGUCCUAAAAAAGAAUUACGAUCAUCUUUACCACCAUCAUCAAUAUCCAAUCAAAUGGAAGAUACCGGUAUAUCAGUAUGGCGAAUAAUUUAUGUAGCGAACGAAUGGAAUGAAAUACAAACAUAUCGUAAAACUAGUUGUUUAAUUACCAUUGCAUGUGUGCUUAUUUUAAUGCAGGUUAUUGGAUUAGAAAAUUUAGCAUCAUCAGAUGCUAAGUCCAAUGUUGUACUUAAUUCUUAUGAAUAUCAAAGUCCACAAAGUCGUAUAUUUCGAAUUGCUUUAAUACUUUCCAUUUUUUCAGUAAUAGGUAUCAUUCAAUGGCUUUUCUCAAUCACUUUAUGGGAGAGAUGUUUCUCUGAUAAAUUACGUAGUUUCGCUGAUUUAUGCAGUGUAGCAAAUGUUUCUGUAUUUUUAUUUGCUCAAUCUAAUUUCGGUUAUUAUAUUCAUGGACAUUCACCGACAGGUCGUUCUGAUGUUGAUUUAGGCGGUAUUACACAAAUGUUAUCUAUUGAAAAUGAAGGUAUAGCACCAAAACGUGGUAUUACACCAGAUUCAAAUGAUCAUACUUAUCGUAUGGCUUUACCUUCAGGAUUACGUCAAACAUUUAAUCGUUUGUAUACACCAUUACUUAAUUUAACUUUAAAUACUGAUAAAUAUGGUAAACAUGCUUCACCACAGGCAAUCACAAAUGAAGUUUAUCAUAAUAUUAAUCGAUAUUUGAAAAGAUUCAUUUCAAGAGAUGAUCCUGAUGGUUUACGCUACAGAAUUGUACGUCGUAAAGCAUUCGAAGAUAUUCUUGAUGGUGAAUUCGAUGAUACAACAUUUGAAGGAUUAUUUUAUAUUGAUGACGGCAAUUCAUUUGGUGAUACAUUAUAUUAUGGAAAUGAAUGGUUGUUAUUCACAUUUGAUGCACUUCUAUUCUGUUUAGUGGAUUUAUUAAGUCAAAAUUUAAUAUUAUCAGCAUUUUUUGUCAUUCUAAUAGGAAGUAUAUUCACCUUAUUACGUGACGAUCUUGGACGUCGUAAUACAGCUAGAAAAACACUUAUUGAUGAACGUUUUCUAAUUUAGAAUAAAUGCCCUUCCAGUUUAAAUAAAAGGUGUUGAAAUGAAAUGAAACUAUAACAAA